This is a messenger RNA of Amaranthus tricolor (Joseph's coat), 2048 nucleotides long. Its product is annotated as signal recognition particle subunit SRP54, chloroplastic. Gene Ontology annotation, biological process: SRP-dependent cotranslational protein targeting to membrane. The transcript is spliced from 15 exons. Bases 111 to 1805 code for a protein of 564 amino acids. Gene Ontology annotation, molecular function: GTP binding; 7S RNA binding; GTPase activity. NCBI's taxonomy places the organism in Eukaryota, Viridiplantae, Streptophyta, Magnoliopsida, Caryophyllales, Amaranthaceae. The record is from RefSeq and is a predicted model, not a curated record. Gene Ontology annotation, cellular component: signal recognition particle.
AGUUGAGCAAAGAUAAGAUGAUCUUCUCUUGCUUGUCUUCCAUUACCAUAACUACCUAACCUAAGUUAUUCUCUUUGCAUACUCAAAUUUCUCCUGAAAUUCCAAUUUCCAUGGAAGCUGCUCUACAUUUCACUUCUGUAACUCCAUUUCCUCGCCAAAUUUCCCCCCUUUCUUCCUCUACAAUACCUACUAAUUCUUUUUCUUCAUGGACUGGUUCAAUUCUUGCAAUUGGGUUUUCUUCUAGAAACUCAUUUACUAGAGAGCUAUGGAAAGCUGUGAAUUCAAAGGGUGUUACAACAAGUGUUCCAAGAGAUAUGAGAGGGGUUAUUAGGGCUGAGAUGUUUGGGCAGCUCACUUCUGGGCUUGAAGCUGCUUGGACUAAACUCAGAGGCCAAGAAGUUCUAACCAAAGAAAAUAUUGCGGAACCUAUGCGAGAUAUCAGGAGAGCCCUGUUGGAAGCCGAUGUGAGCCUUCCCGUUGUAAGAAGGUUUGUUCAAUCUGUAAGUGAUCAGGCUGUUGGAGUUGGGGUGAUCCGAGGAGUAAAACCUGAUCAGCAAUUAGUCAAAAUUGUGCGUGAUGAACUUGUAAAACUAAUGGGCGGAGAGGUUUCUGAGCUUGUUUUUUCAAAAUCUGGUCCCACUGUCAUAUUAUUGGCUGGAUUACAAGGGGUUGGGAAGACGACCGUUUCAGCGAAAUUGGCGUUUUACCUUAAGAAGCUGGGAAAGAGUUGCAUGCUUGUUGCUGGAGAUGUUUACAGGCCUGCUGCAAUCGACCAACUUGUAAUUCUCGGACAGCAGGUGAAUGUGCCUGUCUAUACCGCAGGUACGGAUGUCAAACCUUCAGAUAUCGCUAAGCAAGGUUUAGCUGAGGCCAGAAAAAAAAAUAUUGAUGUAGUUAUUGUGGAUACGGCUGGUAGACUUCAGAUCGACAAGGCAAUGAUGGAUGAGUUAAAAGAAGUUAAACGAGCAGUAAAUCCGACUGAAGUUUUGCUAGUUGUAGAUGCAAUGACUGGUCAAGAAGCUGCAGCUUUAGUCACGACUUUUAAUUUAGAGAUCGGUAUUACCGGUGCUAUCAUGACAAAGCUCGAUGGAGAUUCUAGAGGUGGGGCGGCUCUCAGUGUCAAGGAGGUGUCAGGAAAGCCAAUCAAGCUUGUAGGACGAGGAGAGCGCAUGGAGGAUCUUGAGCCUUUUUACCCGGAUCGUAUGGCUGGUCGCAUAUUAGGGAUGGGAGAUGUUCUUUCAUUUGUAGAGAAAGCACAAGAAGUUAUGCAACAAGAAGAUGCCGAAGCACUUCAGAAGAAGAUAAUGAGUGCAAAGUUUGACUUCAAUGACUUCCUAAAGCAAACUCGUGCAGUCGCGCAGAUGGGUUCUGUGAGCCGUGUUAUUGGAAUGAUUCCAGGCAUGGCUAAGGUUACGCCAGCGCAAAUUCGUGAAGCCGAAAAGAACUUGAAGAUUAUGGAAGCUAUGAUUGAAGUUAUGACCCCAGAGGAAAGAGAGAAACCGGAACUCUUGGCCGAAUCUCCAACAAGAAGAAAAAGGGUUGCUCAGGAUUCGGGGAAAACUGAACAGCAGGUCAGUCAGCUAGUCGCUCAACUAUUCCAAAUGCGCGUCCGCAUGAAAAAUUUGAUGGGUGUAAUGGAAGGAGGAUCUAUCCCCGCCCUUAGCAACCUUGAAGAGUCGCUUAAAAUGGAAGAAAAGGCCCCACCUGGUACCGCUAGGAGAAGACGAAGAGCAAUGUCAAGAAAGCAAUAUGCAGAUUCAGGUACGGCUAGACCAAGUCCUCGAGGUUUCGGUUCAAGUAACUAAUGCAAAAUCUAGCUCCUAGGAACUGAAUAAACGAGAAAUGGCCAAAUCGUACACCACUAUUUGUCUCUUAAGGGCUCGAUGUAUAAAUUUUUGGUCGAUAUUUUCAACUCGAACCCACCAUGAAUUGCCGGCGGAACCCUGCUUAUUGAUGUAAUAUGUACAAUGCCUCUAUAUUGUAAACAAAAUCAUGUAAGUUUUGACUGUUAAAAAACUAGUCGAAAGUGUUCUCCAUAUUCAUCUGAA